Cladophialophora psammophila CBS 110553 is the source of this 1395-nucleotide messenger RNA. RefSeq lists its product as uncharacterized. Gene Ontology annotation, cellular component: membrane. The transcript has a single exon. The record is from RefSeq and is a predicted model, not a curated record. The coding region runs from base 1 to 1395 and encodes 464 amino acids. NCBI's taxonomy places the organism in Eukaryota, Fungi, Ascomycota, Eurotiomycetes, Chaetothyriales, Herpotrichiellaceae.
AUGGCCGGGAGAACGUCAAUGCACAGGCCGACGGGGCCGGAAUCCCAUGAGCCGUUGUUGGGAGAGGAUAAACAAGCAAGUAACAGAGGUCGACCGGAGUCACCCAGUCUUCAUGGCUCAGCCAGACCAGCAGUCUCGUCGCGGAGGAGCACAUUCCGCUCACGAUCACCCUCAUACAGCCAGCCAGAGGACAUGGUACGGCGAAAAUACAUCUACGCCUCCUUCUUCCUCAUCCUCUCCCUUAUCUCGUUUGUCGUCCAGACGGAAACUGCGGUAUAUAUCCAACACGAACUGAAAUGGAACAAGGCAUACUGCAUGAUGUACUUAACACAUGGCUCUUGGAUAUUCCUCUGGCCCAUCCAACUUCUUUUUCUCCGAAUCCAGAAACGAAAACUCUCUUGGCCUGCAUUCUGGCGAAGACAUGUUUAUCUCCUCCGCUCUACGGCACAAAUGGUCCGCUCUCAAGAACUGCAUCUCUCAAAAUCCUCCAUCUCGAUCUCCCCUUGGCCAUACAUGGUCAAAGCCACCGCUUUCAUCACCACGUUUUUGACCAUGGCUGGAGGAUCAUGGUAUGUUGCUGUCAAUUUAACCUCGCCGUCCGACCUCACCGCAAUCUACAAUUGCUCUGCCUUCUUCGCCUACGUCUUUUCCAUCAUGCUCCUCAACGACAGACUCCGCUUUGACAAGGCUCUCUCGGUCGCACUCGCCAUAAUCGGCGUCUUCGUUGUCGCAUAUGGGGACAAAGAUGAUACAACCCCAGGGCCGGAAACAUCAAACCCUGGUGCUGAAAAGGGGUUUGGCACGAAGCUUUUGGGAAACAUUAUAAUUGGCAUCGGCUCGGUGGCGUAUGGUUUUUACGAAGUUCUCUAUAAACGCUUCGCCUGUCCUCCUGAGGGCACUUCGCCGGGAAGGGGGAUGAUUUUCGCAAAUACAUUUGGCAGCAUGGUUGGAUUUUUCACAUUGACAGUUCUCUGGAUCCCUCUCCCCAUCCUGCAUUGGACCGGUCUGGAGAAAUUUGAGAUUCCCAGCGGCCAAGCAGCCAGCUUACUGGCCAUCUCCACCCUUUCCAACGCCGUCUUCUCCGGCUCCUUCCUCGUCCUCAUGUCCCUCACCUCUCCGGUCUUGAGCUCCGUUGCCGCACUGCUCACGAUCUUUUUAGUGGGCAUCACCGAUUGGAUCGUCACCGGGAAGCCACUCAGCGCUGCAGCACUCGCUGGCUGCGCCUUGAUUAUCGUGGCGUUUGUGAUGUUAAGUUGGGCGACAUAUCGGGAGAUGAGAGAAGAGCAGCUGAGAAGGGAGGAAGAGGAAGAGGAUAAAGUCUUCGAUGACGAUGAGGAGGAGGAGGAGGAAGCUGAUGAACAGCGAGUGUCGAGUAAUAGAAGGAGGGCCAGCUGA